AUGUCUACUGCCGUUGACACUGGCGGCGCCUCAGACUUGACUCUGAGGAAGGAGGCGGUAACUGCAUCCGCCGACAAUGCCCCAACAGCACCCGAGCCGGCCGUAGGCGCGACCCGAAAGGAGCCUCCCCCUGAGAAACCCUCCGACACGAGACGCCGGUCAUGGGUGGUUGCGUCCUUCUGGAUUAUUGUACUUUUCCUUGGACUGCCGAUAUGGUGGCAUACUACGAGCAUUUACAGGGCGAACCUGCCUUUGGACCGCAUGUUGGAGUGGUCGGAUGGCAAGGCGUGUCGGCCAGUCUUCCCACUACGCAUCUCACUGGAUCCGGGCUCGCUGCAGGACCAGGAGGCCGAGAAUCUGCUGCGCCUGACCCAGCACGCGCUCGACGACCUGAACGAUUUCCCUGCCCACCACCUGCGACUUCAGCUCGCCCAGAAGGAGGCCAAGCAGGGCUCUGAUGUUGCGCUCACCAUCCGGCUCACUCCUGGCGAGUCUGUACACACGGCAACAUCGUCUCUGCACCCGCACUUACCCAUUCUCGAUGUCUCGUAUCCUCCGAACUCGAUCCCAACCCCCAUGUCCUCUUCGUCGGGGCUGGCCACGUAUAUCGCAGCACAACUGCGCUCCAACUUCGCCGAGGAGCAGAACAUUAUAAACUACCUUCUCGAGUCCUCGACGGCACACCAGGAGCAACGCUCCAAGUCUGUCUCACAAGAUGUGGCGCAGACCUUGUCGAAGCGGGUUACACGGUCGCUGAAGUACGCGAGGACGUAUCACCUGACCUUCUCGCUCUUCACCAAUGGCCCGUCACCGAGCAGCUGGGACAUUGAGUCGGCCAUUGACCAGUACAUGAGGCCGGUACUGGACAUGCUUGCGCCCAUCCACAACUUUACCCUCGACACGCAGGUACAGCUGUAUGCUGCGCCAGGCGUCCAGUCACAGGUGCUCAGCAAGGAGGAUCUGUCGGCAUUCAUCAACGCCGCCGAGUGGCCCCUGUCGCCCUCGAUUGGCGGCGCGCCUACGGUCAAUUUCGUCGUGUAUAUCGGCAACCAGACGAUAGGCACUGAAGCCGCCGAGACAUCCCAGUCCUGGCUGAUCCCACAAUGGGGCUCUGUCUACCUUCUAGCGCCCCCCUCAUCAGUCCACGUUGCCUCGGACACGUUGAAGCAGCCCAUCCUCACGUUCACGUCGCAUCUUCUCUCCCUCCUCGGUACCCCGCAGUCUGGCUCGCUGCCCCUGCGCCUGUCAACCUUAACCCGUGUUCGAUCUGCAGACCUACUGCUGCGGGCUUCGUCGUCACUCGGCUCUCUGGCACGGCUUUCGCUCGCCCUGAAGAGCAUUUCUAUCCCCUCCAGCGUCGCCGACGGAGUAGCCAAGUCGAUGCACCACCUAGAGUUGGCUUGUGCCAGCUUGGGCAACCCCGAAAGCCUGGAGCACGCGCAGAUUGCCGAGGCCGAGGCCGAGCGUGCGUUCUUCGAGAAGAGCAUGGUCGGGCAGUUGUAUUUCCCAGACGAGCACAAGAUCGCCGUCUACCUGCCAUUGCUAGGCCCAGUUGGGGUGCCCCUCGUCAUGGGGCUACUAAACGAGCUCAAGGCUUGGAGAAAUAGACGUAGACAGAAGGCCAAGGCAGCAUAG
Molecule: messenger RNA, 1635 nt
Organism: Neoarthrinium moseri
Lineage: Eukaryota; Fungi; Ascomycota; Sordariomycetes; Amphisphaeriales; Apiosporaceae
Exons: 2
Coding region: 1-1635 (544 amino acids)
Biological process (GO): attachment of GPI anchor to protein
Cellular component (GO): GPI-anchor transamidase complex
Source: RefSeq, a predicted model, not a curated record